AUGACCCUUUGUACCUAUCAAACUUAUUUGCAUGUUUAGUCUCGUAGUGCCGUUUGAUGUUAUACUCCUUCAAAACAGAAACAGAUUCGUUGCAUAUCAAGCAUAUGGGCUUUGUUUUAAUUUCCACGAAAAAAUAAUUUAUAGUCCACCGGUCUUGAAAACUUCUUAAUUCUUCUGUGACCCUUCUCUUCUUUGGUCCAACGUCUUUACUAGUUGACGCCAUGGUAGUUUUUAACUGAAAAGAGUGAAGAUCAAUUCACACAUGCGGUACUGUGCGCCGACUGUGUCGUAACCGUGCACCGACUGUGUUGUGCAUAUUCACACCAAUCAUGUUAUUACGUACCACAGUUGGUUAGUUUGUAUCAUGGAUCCAAGAGAGGAGGACGUGGUUAUAGCAUGCGGAGCGUAUCUAGUAUUAACGGAAGAGGUGAAAAAAAGAAAGAGGAAGAUUUGGAUUAACCGUUUAUGGAGAGCUAGGGAGGAAGAAGGAGAAUUUCACACAGCAUUUGCUCGACUCAAAGAUGAUCCAGAACAAUUUGUUCGAUACUUUCGCAUGACUUUCUUGAAAUUUGACAAUCUGCUGAAACUUGUAAAACCAGACAUACAAAAACAGAACACAAAGUGGAGAAGAUCUAUAUCCGCAGAGGAAAGAUUAGCAUUAACUUUGAGUUACUUAGCAUCAGGUACUUCCCAGUACCGUCUAGGAAUGAGCUAUAGAAUUGCCCCUUCAACAGUACAAUCAAUUGUAGUUUCCACUUGUGAUGCAAUAUGGAGAGUUCUGUCAAGAACAGAAAUGCCUGAGCCAACAGAAGAUGGAUGGAAAAAAAUAGCUGAUGAUUUCUGGGCAAUGUGGCAGUUUCCCAACUGCAUUGGUGCAGUUGACGGUAAGCACGUUCAAAUCCAGGCUCCCAAAAAUAGCGGAUCUCUAUUCUACAACUACAAAAAGACAUUAUCUCUCUGUUGUUCUCAUGGCACUUGUAGACGCUAAUUAUAAAUUCAUUGUUGUUGAUGUUGGAGGUUAUGGCAAAUCGAGUGAUGGAGGUAUAUUUUCAAAAUCAAAUCUAGGAAAAGCAGUGGAAAAAAAUAAUCUUCAUGUUCCGGGACCAAGACCAUUACCUAAUUCAGAUGAUAUUGUGCCAUUCGUGAUAUUAGGAGAUGAAGCUUUUCCUUUAAAAGAAAAUCUAUUAAGACCUUAUCCAGGAAGCACAGCACGAGAUAAUGAAAACCAGAAAAUAUUUAACUAUAGACUGUCAAGGGCUCGACGUGUGGUUGAAAAUGCAUUUGGCAUCCUGAUUCAAAAAUUCAGAAUCUUGUAUGGUAGACUUCAAGUGAAUCCUGAAAACGCUGAUAAAAUUAUUUUGGCCGCAUGUGUCUUACAUAAUUCCUUACGAAAUGACAGAUCUGAGAAUACAUCGGUCCUGCCUGUAUAUGAAGAGCAAAGCUCUACUUCACAGCAACUUCCACUAAGGGGACUCCGUCGGUUGGGUGGAAAUUCAAGUGAAGUCGCUAUAGGCGUAAGAAAUACAUUCUGUAAUUAUUUAAACACUACAGGCGCGGUACCAUGGCAGUUGGAGGUAGUAAGAAGAGGUAUACCCUACCAAAAUACAGAGUA
This is a messenger RNA of Anoplophora glabripennis (Asian longhorned beetle), 1612 nucleotides long. Its product is annotated as protein ANTAGONIST OF LIKE HETEROCHROMATIN PROTEIN 1-like. The transcript is spliced from 2 exons. The record is from RefSeq and is a predicted model, not a curated record. NCBI's taxonomy places the organism in Eukaryota, Metazoa, Arthropoda, Insecta, Coleoptera, Cerambycidae. The coding region runs from base 365 to 988 and encodes 207 amino acids.